Molecule: messenger RNA, 3153 nt
Organism: Drosophila ananassae
Lineage: Eukaryota; Metazoa; Arthropoda; Insecta; Diptera; Drosophilidae
Gene: loaf
Exons: 8
Coding region: 372-1577 (401 amino acids)
Molecular function (GO): protein binding
Source: RefSeq, a predicted model, not a curated record
UGGAGAGCGUUUGCGCGAAAAUCCGAUUCGGAUCCACAGUCGCAAUCGAAACGUUGAGUCGGAGACUUUCUCCCGCGCCGUCACAUCAGCCGAUUCACUGAAAUGUUCAAAGUCUAAUAAUAUUUGUGUUUGGAAAUCCCAAUAAAUAAUUUUAACAUUUCUUGGUUUCUUGCUUUUAAAUAUUAUAUAUUUCGAUUAAAUUAGUGACAAAGACUUUCAAGUGUAAGCGAAAUUGGAUCCAAUGAGGCGACACAUCCGGCGUGGAGGAGGAAAUUCAUAAAUGAAAGCUUCUAAUUGUCGGAGAAUGACAAACGCGACAAGAAAUCAUCGGGAACAAUAGCCGCAAAAAUUGCGCCACCAAACCGGGCGAGAUGCUGUUGAUGCCCACAUCGUGUGGGCCGGGUCCUCCGGGUCCACCUCCAUCGCCCACCACCACCGACCACGCCCCAUUUCCCAGAACCAUAACCUCCACUACCACCUCCAGUUCCAGCUGCACACACAGCCACACCCACUCUGCUGCCGAGUACUGCCCGUCCCCGCUCCGACAGGAAAGUGAUGGCGAAAAGGAUCUGCGGUCAGAGAGCCCCAGGAGUUCGAGGAACAUUUCGGGUCCGGGACUUUCCCGUUGGCUGCUAAUGCUGCUGAUGCUGUUCGCCAUUUUGGCCCAGACUCCAGGGAGCCAGGUGGCAGCCGAGAAGAGUAAACACUACUACAUGCAAUCGCUGUGCAAGAACCACUUCCUGCAGCAGCUGUACCGGAAGAUUGACGGCGCCGUACUCUGGUCCCAGAACGAACGCAACCUGGACUGCAUCAUCACCUUCCAGACGCACUCGGUGCUGCAGCGGUUCAUGCUGCGCUUCGAUAUGCUGCAACUGGACUGCAACGAUCACCUGCUGGUCUACGACGGGGCCCAUGCCGUCUCUACGCCCAAGAUUGACAUCUCCUGUCGGAACACCAAGAACACCGUCAACGCGCUCCUGACGCGCACGAACUUUGUGACACUGAAGUACGUGACCGAUGGCUGGGGAACGGAUGCGAACGGUUUCAAGUUGGUGAUUACGUCGGUGAAGGAUCCCAAGCACACCUGCAAGGACUUUACCUGCGCCACCCGCGAGUUCUGCAUCCAUCCGGACCUGCUGUGCGACGGCGUCAACCACUGUGGUGACAACUCCGAUGAACUGGUCCAGAAUCUUUGCCAGAGUGAUACGAGUAGCACUGUCUUUGGCAUGGACAUGACCUGGUUCGUCUUGAUUGUCGUUGGUGUCCUGCUCGUCCUGAGUGCUCUCAUCGUGGCGGUGGCCAUUUGCGUGUGCCGUCGCCAGGACGAGAAUGCCACCAACCAGAACACCUCACUCCAGUUACACCACAAUGCCGAUACGAAUGGUUCGUCGAAACAUCUGCACUACCAUGGCAUCAGUGUCGGCGGGACACUGACGCGGGAGCACACACAACUGCCGACGUCGGGAAACUGGCAUCACCCUGCGGGACCAUCCGGGUACCACCGCACUCCACACAACUUCUUGAAGAUGGCCACCAAAGUCCGUCCCAUUUGGUGCUUGGCAAAUUCCGUCAAUUAGGUCAAGAUCUUUCGCAAAACUCCGCCGGGCUCAGUCAGACGAAUCUCGCCGGAGCUGGAGGACACCCCAACAAUGCCAACGCCGCCGGCGCUGCGCAGAAGGACGAAUGGUUCGUCUAGACCGGGGGAUCACUGUGAAAGAACAUAUUUGACUUGAGCACAAUAAUCUGUACUUUAUUAAGUAAAUUUAUGGAUAUUUGCAGAGCAUUAAAUGAAGACUGUAUGACUAUAUUUAACAACAAUUAGUGUGGACAUCACCGCGCAGGGUGUAUUAUAUAGAGAUUUCUCCUCGUACCCAAGCAGAAUCUCGAAGGCAUUGGGCAGAAUGUGCCAGUUCUGUCGGAUAACCAAUGCACUUGUAAAUAGUUUAUAAAUAUAUAAUUUAACUGAUUAAUACUGCAAGCUGGCUAACAACAAACUUUUCCCCAAAAUCCCCGAAACAGUAGAAAAGAGUCACCUCCCCUAAUUUCUUAAUUCUUUGGCAAUUGUUUAGGGUAAUUUAGAAUGCAAUUAGAGUUCAAUUAAUGAUCCUCGAUUAAAUAAUACUUAGUUUGCAUUGCGGGUUGCGAUCAAUAUCCCCAAAAUUAUUGUAUAACGAUUCAAGGAUAGUAAACUAACAACUAACAUUUGAAAGAAACAAUCGUAAGCAUUUAAAUGAAUUGUGAACAGAAACCGUAAAAAGUAUUAAAGCUCAACAGAAGAUGAUUAACCGUAUACUGUCGUUAAAAUAAAACUUCCGAAUCUUAACAAAUUUUUACCACAAUAACAAAAAUAAUGAAAAUUAAGCUGAAUUCUAAUCUGAAUCACAAAAUGGACACAAGAAGAUCAACAAAAACAAGGGAUGUACAUAUGUAGUCGACAAUAUACUUACAUAGAACAACAAAAUAAUAAAAAACAAAAACCAACAAAAAUAUUAAAAAAAAACCAAAAUGUCAUUCUAAAGUUACUGUCACCUCUAUACGAUUUCACCUCCCACUUCCCAUUGUCCAGCUGGAAGUCUGCAUUUGCCUGAUGGAUCGGAUGGCUGAUCAUCCAGAGACUAGACAGGAGACUCAUUCCUCAUCAAUGAAAACCGAAAAUGGAAAUAUUCUGAGACAUUAAGGACAAUACAGUGAGAACUUUUUGCUUUUGAUACGACUAAAUUGAUAAUGGGACGUGGCGUACAUUUUAACCUACAAAGAAUAUGUGUCCGAAUACAAAUUUCUACAAUCAACCAAAAUAACAAGAAAUUCUACACAAAAUUAACAAAUUAAAAAUACAUUAAAGUGAAAAGAAAAAGUUGAAACAUUUUGCUACAAAAUCGAUUGAUAACGAUCAUAUAUACAUUAAUGUAUUGACGACGACGAUGUUUGUAAGGAAACAUUAUAUACUUGAGAAAACCAAAACUAAAAUGCUUCAAAAUGAUUGUAGUACUUCCCGCCGUUAAUAUUUUUUUAAAUACAUAUAUCGUACAUACUACAAAAAUACAGAUGCGAAUCUAAAUAAUAAUACUUAUAGUAAGAAGCUGAAAAAAAAAUAUAAGAAAUUGUCUUUCAAAAUACUUCCAUAGACCCGGUUAGUUCUCUAAUUUCUUUUUC